Molecule: messenger RNA, 1518 nt
Organism: Centruroides sculpturatus (bark scorpion)
Lineage: Eukaryota; Metazoa; Arthropoda; Arachnida; Scorpiones; Buthidae
Product: protein SERAC1-like
Exons: 5
Coding region: 205-750 (181 amino acids)
Source: RefSeq, a predicted model, not a curated record
AAUUUCAAAUAGGAUUGGUUGUCUCGUGAAUGUCCGCAUCUUCGAAUUCUGGCAGUAGAUUACUACUCUCAUUUUACCGUCUGGAAGGACGAGUGUCGCUUUGAAACCGAAAAUCGCUCUCUAUUAAGUAGAAGUAAUGAGAUUUUGAAGAAGUUAGUAGCCGCGGGUGUCGGUAACAAACCCAUAAUAUGGGUCACUCAUUCCAUGGGAGGAUUGUUAGUAAAACAAAUGCUUCUCGAAGCAGCCAAAAACAGAGAUCCCAGCAUUAGAAACGUGUUAGAGAAUUCAGUUGGCGUAGUGUUUUGUAGCGUACCUCACCGAGGAAGUUCUUUGGCCACUGUGGAUUCCGGCUGGAAACUAAUAUUACUUCCGACUAAAGAAGUGAAAGAAUUGAAAAAAGAUUCCUCGUAUCUUUUGGACAUGCACGAGAAGUUUAAACAGUUGGCCAAGAAGCACGACAUCUCUUGUCUUAGUUUCGGAGAAACCCAAAAAACCAACCUGGGCUUGAAAUUAAGCACGUUGAUGGUGUCUCUGGAUUCCUCAGAUCCGUCGAUCGGCGAAUUUUACGCACUUCCGGAGAAUCAUCUGAACACCUGUAAGCCGGAAACGAAGUCCUCCGUCAUGUAUCAGCUGCUGGUGGAUUUCAUCCAUCAGCACGUGCCGCACACUCUGAUGGAAAAUUUGCUUCAGGACCACAACGUCAGUGCCGAAGAUUUAGAAACCACCGUGGUCAUGGGAUUAGUGCAAUAGAUUUUUGUAUACAAUUUAAUUAAAGACAAUAUUUUUAAAUACGUAUAUGUAAUAAUGUCUUUGGUUUAUCAUAAUAUAUUCUUUAUGCAGAUGCCUUAGUCCAUUGUAAAACGUCCAUCGAAUUUACGGUGGAAAGUAUGUGCGGAAUUGCGGAUACGACCGGGCCCAAUUACUUUUUCGAUUCUCUCGAACGCUCAAAGUCGUAGUUUAUUUUGUUUUUAUAAAGAAAUUUCUUCAGGUAAUUAUAUUAUAUUUUCAAAUUAAAGUUAAAAAAGUUAUUUUGAUUUUUAUGGUUUUAGGCAAGUUAGAGAGAGACAUUUUCUUCGGAAUGUAUAUUUACAAUUAUGCAUUUUUGAUUACGCGAUCCGAACUCCGGUUCCUCUGUAUUUGGAUCGUCGUCCCGCUUCAUCGAAGUCCAUACGUAAGCAUGAAUACUUAAAAACACACACAAGAACAUUCCAUCUUUAAGGGAAAUUCUAUUGUUAGAACUGGUAAAUAAUUUCCCAUGUGGAUGUUAAAAUCCAAAAGUUUAGUGAAAUCUGUUUUUUAUACUUUUUCUUUAUUAUUUAUAUAGUGUGGACCCCAAGAAAACGGGUCUAAUCUGAGAUAAUUUCGAGAAAAGUAUUAUGAAAACCAAAGAUAUUACCGAACGGUCGGGGUACCCAAAAUUUGCGUAUUAAAUUUCCUAUAAAUCGGAUGCAGGGUAUGAUUUUAGGAUUGUUGUUGCCAACGAAAACUUUUGACUAGUAAAUAAAUUUUUUUCAUUUA